Messenger RNA from Thalassophryne amazonica, 5081 nucleotides. It is a transcript of the gene lnpep, whose product is annotated as leucyl/cystinyl aminopeptidase. The record is from RefSeq and is a predicted model, not a curated record. NCBI's taxonomy places the organism in Eukaryota, Metazoa, Chordata, Actinopteri, Batrachoidiformes, Batrachoididae. Gene Ontology annotation, biological process: proteolysis; peptide catabolic process. Gene Ontology annotation, molecular function: metalloaminopeptidase activity; peptide binding; zinc ion binding. Gene Ontology annotation, cellular component: cytoplasm.
GUGUUCUAGUACGAUGGAGGCGGUCAACAACUGUUCGGAGAGAGGAAGGAAAGUGUCAUUUGUUUAUUCGCGGUGUGUUGAUUAAUGUUAAGCGUAAAGUUGACCAAAUCCUAAGCUUUUAUGUUGACGUCUCCGCUGAUUAUCGGCGAUAAAAUGAUAGACGUCAGUCACCGUUAGUUAUCUGUGUGUUACAUGUCAGAAGUUGGCUAAUCACAGCUAGCUCUUUCGGAGCUAAUGUCAUUUCAGUCAGAAUAUAGAUUUGUUUUUAUUUUUGAACGGCUGGUCGGCUCCGGUGUGUUGUGACCAACUCGAUAACGUUACGUCUGUCAAGUUUGUUUAAUUUUUUUCAUUUUUAUUUUUUGGACACGAAGACAACAUGGAUCCAUUUGACAGUAUCAGUACAGAGCGAGCCAACCUGCCUCGAAACAUGAUUGAGAACAGCAUGUUUGAAGAAGAACCUGACAUUGUGGAUUUGGCAAAAGACUCCUCAAUCUUUCCGACAUUUCCAGCUCUAGACCCAGAUGAGGUGGCGUAUGAGCCUCGUAGCUCACUGUUGCUGGUGCGAGGCCUGGGAGAAAAUGAAAUGGAUGAGGAUGAAGAGGACUGCGAAUCUUCAGCCCGGCUGCUGGGCAUGUCCUUCAUGAAUCGUAGCAGCACACAAAGACCCACCUCUACCCCCUACAGCAGACAGGCACCAUCUAGAUCUUGUUUCCGACCUUCAGUCCGCAUCAUGGUUUCUUGUGUGUUGUUGCUGGUAAUAAUUGUGUCCGUAAUCACGACAUUGUAUUUCACACCUGGGUGCACCUUUACUAAGGCUGGUUGUCAUAAAACGAACAACACAAUUCCCCCUGAGCAAGUCUAUCCUGUGUCAACCAGUGGUGAACUGUUCCCUUGGGCAGAGUUCCGUCUGCCUACCAGCAUACACCCUCUCAGCUAUGACCUCACUUUGAAUCCUGACCUCAAUAACAUGACGUUCACUGGCAGUGCCAUCAUUAGCAUGUUUGUGCAUCACAACACCAAGCGCAUUGUCCUCCACAGUGCUGAUCUCCGCAUCACCAAAGCAACCUUCCAGCUGAGUGACGAGAAGCCCACUGAGGUGACUGUGCUUGAGUACAAACCGAGGCAGCAGAUAGCUGUUAAGUUCUCCAAGGAGCUGAAGGCAGGCCAGUUCUGUGUUUUGACUCUGGAUUACUCUGCCAGCAUGUCAGACACCUAUGAUGGGUUCUACAACAGCACAUACUUAGAUAAAAAUGGAAACAAGAGGGUCUUAGCUGCCACCCAGUUUGAGCCCCUAGCAGCUCGAAAAGCCUUCCCUUGUUUUGAUGAACCAGAAUUCAAAGCUACUUUCUUGAUUAAAAUCAGCAGAGAACCCAGUUUCAUCGCUCUUUCCAACAUGCCUAAGGCUAAAACCACAGAGCUUCCUUCUGGCCUCCUGCUAGAUGAGUUUGAAAAGAGCAGUGUCAACAUGAGUACCUACCUGCUGGCAUUCAUUGUCGCUGACUUCACUUGUGUUAGUAACAAUGUCUCCAAUACACUGGUGUCUGUGUACUCUGUGCCUGAGAAGAAAGAGCACACUGCCUAUGCUCUGGAUACAGCUUCCAAAUUACUGGAAUUUUUCAAUAAAUUAUUUGAGAUUGACUACCCUCUUGAAAAGCUUGACUUGGUUGCCAUCCCAGACUUCCUGGCAGGAGGUAUGGAAAACUGGGGCCUGAUCACGUUCAGAGAGACCAGCUUGUUGUUGGCCAAACAUUCAUCUUCUCUGGAGGAACAAACAGUUGCACAAGUCAUAGCACAUGAGUUUGCCCACCAGUGGUUCGGAAACCUGGUAACUAUGAGGUGGUGGAAUGACUUGUGGCUGAAUGAAGGCUUUGCCACAUACAUGCAGUACAUGUCGCUGCAGGCAGUGUUACCCCAGCUAGAAACUGAUGAUUUGUUUCUGUUCAUGCGGUUCAGAGCCAUGGACAAAGAUUCACUCAACUCUUCUCAUGCAGUGUCAGCACAAGUUGAUACACCGGAGCAGGUGGCUGAGAUGUUUGAUUCAGUCUCUUACGAGAAGGGUGCAUCCCUUCUCCUUAUGCUGAAUGUCUCUGUGACAGGGCAUGAACAGUUCAGAAAGGGUAUCAUAGAAUACCUAAAAAAGUUCAGUGGCUCAAACACUGAAACUAAUGACCUCUGGAACACUCUCACACAGGUUGAAGUCCAUCAGCACCAGAAUGUGUCAGAGAUGAUGACCUCGUGGACGUCACAGAAAGGCUUCCCUUUGGUCACUGUUAGCCUCAAAGGCCAAAUGGUGACACUCAAACAGGAGCCCUUCCUGCUUACGUCUGACAGCUCCAUGCACACUUCCAGCUUGUGGAACAUUCCUGUGAGCUACGUAAAUGACAGCUGCAGUUUGAUGCCCGAGUGCAGUCAAGUGUUCACUCUCAAGACCAAGUCAGAAACACUGAAGCUGCCAGGCAGUGUGAAGUGGCUGAAGCUGAACUUCAGAAACACUGGCUACUACAUUGUUGACUAUGGUAAUGAGGGUUGGGCUGCACUCGUGGACGCUUUGUCCAGCAGUGUUGGUGUUUUCACCCAUGAGGACCGGGCAUCACUUAUACACAACAUCUUCGCUCUCUCCAAACUGGGACGUGUGUCUUUCGAACAAGUUGUCACCCUGCUGAAUUAUAUGCCCAAAGAAAAUGAGACUGCUCCUGUGACGGAGGCACUGCUACAGCUCAGAACCAUUUACCAGCUUCUCGAUAAAAGACAGGAGGAGAAUCUUUCCAAGCACAUGAAGGAUUACAUCCUGAAACUCUUUAGGUCUCUGUUGGAGAAGCAGACGUGGGUGGAGGAGAAGACAGUGUCUAGACAGGUGCUGCGCUCGGCUCUGUUGGGGAUGGCGUGUGAUUUCAACGAUGCCGACUGCACCCGGAAUGCCAAAGACCUCUUCAAGCAAUACAUCCAGUCUAAUGGGACUGUUUUGAUCCCAGGUGACCUGCAGAGAACUGUGUUCUCUGUGGCUGCUCACUCAGAUGAAAGUUGGGAAGCUUUGAAGGAAAGAUACCCAAGAGUCACCAAUGACGCAGAGAAAAAAAAAAUACUCCAUGGCCUAGCAUCCACUCAGAACCCACGGAAGAUCAUAUGGAUUUUGAAAGCUGCUCUCAGGGGAGACAUUAUCCAGACAAAUGAGUUUCCAUCAGUCGUCACCACUGUCAGUAAAGACUUUGCUGGCUACUUGCUUGUCUGGGAUUUCAUACAGCAAAACUGGAACUGCCUCACAGAGAAGUUCCCUUUGGGUUCCUAUUCCAUCCAGAAAAUCCUAAAGUCUGCCACCUGCCAGUUCUCCACUGAAACGCACCUGAACCAGGUGCAGGCUUUCUUCUCCAGUUUGAAGGAUUAUGGCUCUCAUUUGCGGAUUGUGCAAGAAGCCCUGGAAACAAUCAGGCUGAACCAGCAUUGGAUGGACAGGAACCUUCCCAUGCUCCAAGACUGGCUCGAAACAACAGCCCACUCCACUCAGCCAUCAUCCCGCUAACCAGUAACAGGGGAAUGUGUUGAGGACAACGGCAGCGUUUGCACUAUAAUAGUCUUUUUCUCCAGGUUAGAGUUCUAAUCAAAGGGUUGGGUAGGGUGUUUGAUUUCUGAGAUUGGUCCUGGGAGUUGUCGUUGUUAGCUCAGGGUGGUUCUGAUCAGGGGUUUUCAGGCACAAACACACUCCUCACACUUUAUGCUAUUGACCAAACCUCUUUUGUUGCUCUCCUGUAAACCUCCCGGUGGUGCAGACAAUCAGAGAGCAGCACUUUAUCCACACUCCUUUGGCUCAGCCUGCUCAUCGGCAUUUGCUGUGCCAGUAGGCUGUUGACAUUAUGAAGAAUAUGUCUGUUUUCAGGCUGGAGAUGCAGCUGUCAGGGAUCACUCUUAUGUUCAGAGGUGGAAUACCGACACGAUAAAUAGAAAUACUCUUUGAAAAAAUAACCACGCCUCACUGUGCUUCAUUGUGUUGCACAGAAUCCGUUUUCUAAGUUUUAUUCCGAUUGCAUCGAGAAGCUUUUAGCUUUAAUUAAAUUUUUUAAAGCUUAAAAUGUCUGUGUUUUUCUGUUGAAUGUAUUAAAAACUUUCCCACUGUGUGUAGUAGGUGGGGUUUUCUGCAGCACGGCAAGCACACCAAGGAGCCAAAUACUUACCAAAUUAAUAAGCCCAUUUUGGUUGCAAAGCAACACGAUUGUAACCCUGUAAUUACGAUGUAAGUAUUGUCAUCUUCUGAGCUACCAAUGUUUUGGAUGUACCAUUUUAAACGUUUUAACAUUUGCUUUUGGUUCUGUAUAUAGAUUGUAAAAAGGAACUGCAAACAUAGGAUUGACCAGCACUCUUGGUCAGAACAUUUUAAUUGUAUUUCUUGGUUUGCUGAAGAAUGUUUGUGUGUUAAGGGCUAACAUUCAGACAGAAGAUACAAAGUGCAACAAAGAACUUUUUAUAUUAGAAGUGACGUGUCUGAGCCCUCAGCUGCUCGUGAGCCAUGUUGUUUCUGACUGACUACCCAUUCGGAACUCAGUCAAUUUCUUUUCCAGGAAUUUUUAUUUUUAUGACUCAUUCUGAACCUCGGUUGACUUGCUUAAUAAUUCACAGUCAUUAACGACUUUAAAGAUAAUGUCUCUUCUUCCAGUGUGGGCAUUUUUCCUUUAAUUUUUUUUUUUUUAAACAAUCUUAGUCAUAUUAAAACAUUGAGCUAUGAAGCCUCUGAGUGUUUUUGACAAUUGCGUCAUAUGAGAGAGCCGUUAAAGCGGUGUGCUUGUGACCUGAGUUCAAAUCCCCGUCAGACUGGAAAAUCGCUCAUUUGUUCCCAGUAUGUAGUGAGCCCCUGGCAUAGCAGCACUCUGACGUUUGGGGGUGCCUGUUUGCAUGUGUUAUCAGUGUAAAGUACUAUAUUGACUCUUGACAGGUCGCUCAGUCCACUGUCAUGGAUUUUUUUCUGAAGCUAAUUAUUCCAAAAUUUACAAAAGAAGCAAUUGUCAAAGGUGAGGAGAGCGUUCGAACACUUGAUUGCUAAGACUGUUUUAUUAUGACUGCGGUUGGUUGGGGGCAAAAAGAAGAAGAACUUA